Molecule: messenger RNA, 742 nt
Organism: Nerophis ophidion (straightnose pipefish)
Lineage: Eukaryota; Metazoa; Chordata; Actinopteri; Syngnathiformes; Syngnathidae
Gene: manbal
Product: mannosidase beta like
Exons: 3
Coding region: 213-473 (86 amino acids)
Cellular component (GO): membrane
Source: RefSeq, a predicted model, not a curated record
AUUAAAACGUCACUUCCGGCAAGGUCCAGUUCCACAGUGAUCCGAACUUACGUCGGAAGAAGGAUACAUAUAUGCCUUAUUUUUAUCUGUGGAGCUACCUUUUACAACAUUGACUCAUAUUCUACCGGUUGUAACAAUUCCAAGUUUGACUACGAUUAAAGUUUCUUAACGCUCAUCUGUAUUUUCGCUUCUGGUUGCUGAAGGUAGCAAAUAUGUCGGCAGAUCUGGACCUGUCUCCUCCUGAAGUCCCAGAGCCAACUUUUUUAGAGAGCCUACUGCGGUACGGGCUGUUUCUUGGCGCCAUCUUCCAGCUGGUCUGCAUCCUGGCCAUCAUUGUCCCAACACCCAAAGGGCAUGAAAAGGAGGAGAGCGAGACCACGAACGGUAAGGUGGCCGAGCAGACAAAGAAACCGAAAGGACCAGUGCCUCAAAUUCGACCGAAAUCAAAGAAGGAAAGCAAGAAGAAGCGAUAAAUGUGUGUCUGUGUGUGUGUGUGUCGUUACUAACUUGUCAACUCGUCACAUUUUAGCCAGUAUUCCUUAUUAGUAUCAUCAAACACUAACCAUCACUGUCCUAUUAUUGCAUUUCUUUUUAUCAACUGGAUGUUUGUCUGUCUUUCUGUGUUGGCCCUGCGUUGAGGUGGCCACUUGUCCAGGGUGUACCCUGCCUUACGACACCAAAAGGGACAAGUGGUAGAAAAUGGAUGGAUGAAACUUUGCAAAUAAAUACAUUGUUGUCGUAA